AUGGCCGCCACGCUGGGCUGCAGCUCCGCCAGCUGUAACGUGGUGCUGCCGGAGGCCCAGGGGGACUUCACGUCGCCAUGCUACCCCCAGAAAUACCCCAACACGCAGUCCUGCAGGUGGAGCAUGCAGGCUCCCGCCGGCUUCAUCAUCCAGCUCUCCUUCCUGGACUUUGACCUGGAGGAGGCGCCGGGCUGCAUCUACGACCGGGUGGUGGUGAACACGGGCAACGCCGAGGUUAAGUUCUGCGGCCCGACGGCCAACGGGCUGACGCUGAACUCCACAGGGAACGUGAUGGAGCUGUCCUUUGUCUCCGACUUCAGCGUGCAGAAGAGAGGGUUCAGUGUUAGCUUCAGACACGUGGCCGUGGCUCUGAGGAACCAGAAGGUGCAUAUCUCCCGGGGCAACGGUCAGGUGACCAAGGUGUCCGUGCCCAUCCCGACGCUCAGCCAGCUGACGCUCUGCUUCGAGGUGGAGCGCAGCAGCGGCCAGAAACAGAAGGAGUGGAUCUUCACCUACUACAGCCGGAGCGCCGUGCUGCUGAGUCUGGGUGGAGACCAGUCUGGGAUGAAGCUGAUCGUUGAUGAAGAGGAGUGCCCCAUCGACUCCAUCAUCUCCAAGUCUGACUUCACCUCCAGCAUGAAGCAGUUCUGCGUGCUGUGGUCGUCCUCCACCGGCCGCGUCGCCGUAUACUUCGAUGGGAACUACUGGCCCAAGACCUGCUACUCCUCCAGCGGACACUCGGUGCCCGGGGGAGGAGUCUUCCGCCUGGGAGGGCAGCAGGGUUUCGAGGGCAGCGUUUACAACCUCCGUCUGUGGGACUACGCCAUGACGAGGGAGAACCUCGACAAGCUCAGCUGUGACGAGGUCGGCAACGUGGUCGACUGGGACAACAACCACUGGAGCAUCCCGUCAUCACUGGCCCAGACAGACACACAACUCAGCUGUAGUGUCUCCCCGCCCACUACUCCCGCCCCCACCAGCUGUCAAUCACCUGGACUGGGCUGCCCAGCUGCUUCCUCUCCCGCCACCCCAUCCACUGACUCCACUAACACCACCCAUGCUACUAAUGCCAACACCCACGUUCCCCCUCCCAUCAAUCCAUCUCCAUCCACCAUCCCUACUACUAGCAUGCCACUAACCCCAACCAUCAGCACCACCACCACCACCACCACCUCCACCAGUACUCCCAGCUCCUCAUCCUCUGAAAAUGAACUCUUAUGUUGUGCCUUCCACUACCAUCAUCACCACUACAACCACCACCAGCACCAGCACUACUGCUUCCCCUACAUCUACUACAUCUGCUACAUCUACUGCAUCUACUACAUCUACUGCAUCAACUACAUCAGCUGCAUCUACUGCAUCUACUACAUCUACUACAUCUACUGCAUCUACUACAUCUCCUCUCCACAGGCAACCAGCAGCACGGCAACUGCUUCAGCUGCUCCCACUAACCACCCAGCUACUAACCCCACAGCGCAUGUCCCAAUAACUCCGACUCCGACUAACCAACCAGCCACUAACUCACCUGUUCCUGCUGCUUCCUCCUGGGAGGGUUUGUUCUACCGGAUCUCCUUCCUGGUGGAGGACGGCAGCAACACGCUGACUCAGCCUCAGGUGGAGCGAGCUGUGGCCUUCUGGCUGAAUCAGACGUUUCAGAACUGGACCCAUGCCGUCUACGUCGACUCCAUCAGCGUCCAGCCUCAGAGCUCCGCCCCCCUCACCAGUUUCUCCUGCCAGGCUCUCCUCGUCUAUAACUUCAUCACUAAUGAGAGUCUUGGCGUGGCGUCCGUGUCGUCGCGGCUGACCGCCAGCGAGGGUCUGAUGGGGGCGGGGCUAAAGGUUAGCCCCGCCUCCUCACAGGUCACACUCAUCGAGAACUGUCCUGAGGAGAACCCUCUCCACUACCUCUGGCCUGAGAGUCGACCCACCGUCACCCAGUACCUGCCCUGCUUCCCCAACAAGGACCAGAGCACCUCCAGGACCUGUGUGAUCAGCCGUCUGAACUUCACGUCGUCCUGGUCGACUGCAGACGUCACAAACUGCACCGACAUCGACACCAUCCACGUCUCAGCAGAAAACGCAGCUGAAGUCGCCGUUCAGCUCGCUGACAUCACCAACAACGAGCUGUCCAAUGAGGAGGUGUCUAAAGUGGUGACGAAGGUGAAGCAGCUGGUGAACGUGGCGAAGAUCAACAUCACGCUGGCGUCCACCGUCGUCACCAUCAUCUCCAACGUGAUGACGAGCUCAGAGACGCCGCUCGCCGCCGCCACCUCCGACAAGGCUCUGAGGACAGUAGACGAGCUCCUCCUGAAGGUGGAGUUCAGCGGUCCGUCCCUCAGCAUCUCCUCCAGACAUCUGGCGCUCGCCAUCAGCACGCUCAACAGCAGCGUCUUCAACGGGACCUCCUUCAGCGCCUCCAUGGGCCCCAACAGCUCCCAGCCCCAGGUGGACUUUGAGGAGGACAGGAUGAACCCCCUGGCUGUGGUUCUCCUCCCUGCGUCUCUCCUCUCUGGAGUUUCUGUGAGUGAAGCCGACAGGAUCAACUUCAUGUUCUUCACCAGCACCAACCUGUUCCAGAAGGAGCAGGAUGGUCGUUCUCUGAACAGCUACGUGGUGGCGAGCAGCGUGGGGAACGUCUCCAUCAGAGAGCUGCAGGAGCCGGUGGAGAUCACCAUCACACACCUCCACCAGCAGCCCAACCUGAAUCCAGUCUGCAUGUUCUGGGACUUCACCAUGAACAGUGGUGCUGGCGGCUGGAACCCAGCCGGCUGCAGAGUGUCCCCAGAGUCCAGCAGCAACAGGACCGUCUGUCUCUGUGACCACCUGACUCACUUUGGCGUCCUCAUGGACGUCUCUGGAGCGUCUCCUCACAUCGACCCGAAGAACAACAAGAUCUUGACCUUCAUCACCUACAUCGGCUGCGGCGUGUCGGCCAUCUUCUCUGCGGCGACGCUGCUCACCUACAUCGCCUUCGAGAAACUCCGGCGCGACUACCCCUCCAAGAUCCUGAUGAACCUGAGCACGUCGCUGCUCUUCCUCAACAUGGUGUUCCUGCUGGACGGCUGGCUGGCCAGCCUGCACGCCGACUGGCUGUGUCUGUCCGUGGCCGUCUUCCUGCACUACUUCCUGCUCACCACCUUCACCUGGAUGGGGCUGGAGUCCAUCCACAUGUACAUCGCCCUGGUCAAGGUGUUCAACACCUACAUCCGCCGAUACAUCCUCAAGUUCUGCAUCGUGGGCUGGGGGCUCCCUGCGGUGCUGGUGGGGAUUGUUGUUGCGGUGGAUAAAACCUCGUACGGCCUGCAGGAGUACGGCAAAGGACAGUCCGGAGAGUCUGGAGAGGGAUCCUCAGAGUUCUGCUGGAUCAAGAACCCGGUCGUCUUCUACAUCACCUGCGUCGGGUACUUCUGCCUGGUGUUUCUGCUCAACGUGGCCAUGUUCAUCGUGGUGAUGCUGCAGAUCUGCGGCCGCAACGGAAAACGCAGCAAUCGCACGCUGCGAGAGGAGAUUCUACGAAACCUGCGAAGCGUCAUCAGUCUCACCUUCCUGCUGGGGAUGACGUGGGGCUUCGCUCUGUUCGCCUGGGGGCCCGUCAACCUGGCCUUCAUGUACCUGUUCGCCAUCUUCAAUUCACUGCAAGGUCUCUUCAUAUUUAUCUUCCACUGCGCCAUGAAAGAAAACGUCCAGAAACAGUGGAGGAGAUAUCUAUGCUGUGGACGCUUCAGACUGUCAGACAACUCAGACUGGAGUAAGACGGCCACCAACAACACGAAGAAGGUGAGCUCAGACAACCUGGGCAAGUCUCUGUCCUCCAGCUCCUUCGGCUCCAGCACCGCCAACUGGACGUCCAAAGCUAAAGCCACGCUCAACCCGUUCAGCAAGAGACACAGCAACACAGAUAAAUGUUACUCCACCCAGACCGGCCCCAAGUGCGUCUCCUCCUGCUCCUCCUCCUCCGAAGUGGAGCCCACCUCCUCGUCCUCCUCCUCCUCCAUCCUCCCCGUCAGCCAGAUGAUCGAUAAGGUCAAAGGUUACUGCUCCACGCGCUCCGACAACUUCUACAAGAACAUCAUCAUGUCCGACAGCUUCGCCCACAGCACCAGGUUCUAGAGAGGGACCCCCAACCCAACCCGCCUUGUGUUUUGGAUCUACGUAAACCUCGUGUCGGAGGAGGUUUCAAAGCUUCUGAUAUGAAAACACUGUUCUGGAAGUGCCCGUGACGUUAUUUAAGGCUUCGCUUUUGUUCUGGACCCGCCACCCAACGCUCUAGAACCCUUUUGUACUCUUCAACUGCUCCUAACACUCGAGAACUCUCUGUGAGCCUCAACACUUAAAAAUAGUUUUUGUUUUCCGGAACCGCCCCGGACUCUCUGGAGCUCUUUCCCACAGCCUCAGCCAGAAGGGACGGACUAAACAAGUCCAAGGACGGUAACGGAGGAGCCGCCAACAUUCUAGAACCCUCCAGGGUUCUGAAGUAAGACCCAUAACCGACCAACAUUCUAGAUCCCUCCAGGGUUCUGAAGUAAGACCCAUAACCGACCAACAUUCUAGAUCCCUCCAGGGUUCUGAAAUAAGACCCAUAACCAACGAACAUUCUCCAGGAUUCUGAAAUGAAACCCAUAACCGAGCAACAUUCUAGAACCCUGCAGGUUUCUGAACCCCCCCAAACUAACAAUCUAGAACCCUCCAGGAUUCCAAAAGACCCCCUGUCCAACAUUCUAGAACACCCCAGGAUUAAAACAAAAACCCUGACUAACAUCCGAAAACCCUCCCCCCUAAUCAAUAUUCUAGAACCCCUUAGGAUUCCAAAAGACCCCUGUCCGACGUUCCAGAACCCUCCAGGAUUCUGAACCCCCCCCCCCAACUAACAAUCUUGAACCCUCCCGGUUUCUGAAAUAAAACCCAUAACCAACCAACAUUUUAGAACCCUCCAGGAUUCAGAAAAAAAGAACCCUAACUAACAUCCUAGAACCCUCCAGGAUUCUGAAAUAAAACCCUUACCAACAUUCUAGAACCCUCCCGGAUUCUGAAACCCCCCCAAGUAAAAUCUAGAACCCUCCCGGUUUCUGAAAGAACCCCGAUCCAACAUUCUAGAACCCUCCCGGAUUCCGAAAAAAACCCUAACCAUUCUAACAUUCUAGAACUCUACAGGAUUCUGAACCCAAUCCAAUCCAAUCCAAUCCCCUUUAUUUAUAUAGCACAAUUUUAGCAAACACAAGGUUUCCAAAGUGCUGCACAAACAAUAAAUACAUAACACAAUACAAAGAGAUGUAGUAAACAAUAGAUCAGUAAGAUGCAAUAAAUUAAAAAUGGGAUAAAAAUAAAUAAAAUAAAAUGUAAAAUGUACUGCCCGCACAAAAUAAAA
Molecule: messenger RNA, 5365 nt
Organism: Centropristis striata (black sea bass)
Lineage: Eukaryota; Metazoa; Chordata; Actinopteri; Perciformes; Serranidae
Gene: adgrg6
Product: adhesion G protein-coupled receptor G6
Exons: 33
Coding region: 1-4110 (1369 amino acids)
Biological process (GO): cell surface receptor signaling pathway; myelination in peripheral nervous system; heart trabecula formation
Cellular component (GO): membrane
Molecular function (GO): laminin binding; G protein-coupled receptor activity
Source: RefSeq, a predicted model, not a curated record